UUCCACCGCACAAAAUGUUAUUUCUAGCUUAUAUUGUUGGUCUGCUGUUUCAUACAGCUUAUACGAUUUCACUUGAGAAAAGGCUUCUCUUACAAGUAUCUGACGGUAUUGCUGUUGGAACUGUUUCAAACAGUGACCUUGACGAGGCAUCCGGUCUUUGUGCUAGCAGACAACAUCCGGGUAUCUUCUACACGCACAAUGACAAGGGUGGGCGAAAUAGAAUUUAUGCCGUUAACGGUACCACAGCGCAGGUAGAUGCAGUAUUAGUAAUAGAUGGCGCCAACAGCAAAGACUGGGAGGAUGUGGCAUGUGGAAAAUGCUUUGGACAUUUAAAUGAUAAUUGCUUGUACAUUGGUAAUAUCGGAGAUGCAGGUGGUCAUGGGUCUGCGACGACAAUUUACCGUGUCCAGGAACCUGCUGUGCUGAACUCACUAAUGCAUGUAACAGUCGACGCGACACUCCAUUACAGCUGGGGCGAAGUAGAUGCAGAGACAUUGAUGCUUACACCGGACGCGGAAAUGUACAUAGUUUCCAAAGUAGAUGGCGGGAAAGGCUUGAUUGCACACAUUCCAAGUUCUGGCUGGGGUUCAAGCCAACCCGUACAGCUACAUUCAAACCAACGUCUAGAUGUAACGAGCACACAUAAUGAUCCUGUCGGCGGGGAUAUAUCGCCCGACGGUCAAGAAGUUCUCAUUAAAGUCAGGGACCACGUUUUACAUUACAAUAUGAACGGAAGUAAAGAUUAUUUGGCUGUAUUGUCCGGAAGUCCCGUACAGUUGCCAUACAUACACGAGAAACGUGGAGAAUCAGUAGCAUUCAGUAUUGAUGGGCAAAGUUAUUACACACUCGGGGAGGGACAACAUCCAACGUUGUACAGAUACAAUGCAAAUACUUAAAAUUUGACUUUUAUUUUUGUAUAAGUAAGCUUUUGUAAUUAAAUUAUUUGUGAGACUGUGA
Molecule: messenger RNA, 957 nt
Organism: Mercenaria mercenaria
Lineage: Eukaryota; Metazoa; Mollusca; Bivalvia; Venerida; Veneridae
Exons: 6
Coding region: 15-896 (293 amino acids)
Source: RefSeq, a predicted model, not a curated record